CAGUCUUCCACGCAGGAGUGUGGUCAAGAAUUUAAGAAUUCUCACCUUGAACAAAAUACUUACUUUACUUGGGGGCAUACUCUGCAUAGCUAUAAGAAAAGCCUUGCGGAUACUAGCGGCUUUAAGGCUACUGCUAAUUCUUUUUCUAAUUUCUUGCUCAGAACCACCCUCCUGCAUUAGUCGUGCUACGAAAAAGAAAAACUACAACGCUACAGCUAUAUUGAGUCUACCUAUAUAUAUAAUAACUCCUACUUCCUACAAUUACAAAGAAGCCUCCACGCAGUUACUACCCCACUUUAUUAACUUCAUACAAUAAAGCGUAGUUAUGUUGAGAUUUCGGACAGAGUAUCUUGGUCGUGAGUUCCUCUAUGUAUGCUAGCAGGUGCAAAGUCGUACUCAAUUGAAUCCGUCUAAGAAUGUGGAACAUUUGCGGGAGCUUCGAGCGGAAACGCCUAGGGAGAAAACGUCACUCAAAAAGCUUUGCAAGCUCAACUUCAAGCUGUUCCGUUGGACAUGGAAAAAGUGGAAAAGUGAGGAGACCUGCGUGAUGAAUCUCAGCAAGGGCUCCUGGGUUUAUGAAGAGUUUGCACUGACUAGUAGUAAUGUGGUAUAAAGUGCAUCACUUCCAUCCUUCCAUAUUCUAUUCCUAGUUUAGCCAUGUUGAUUGCCUAAUGUUAUAAUGAAGAACUUAAUAUAUUGAUUGUUGGAGCGGCCGCUUGAAGUCCGCGCCCUCGACUAAAGUGAGCGCUAUCUCGAGAAGACCAUGAUCUAGUGAAGAUUGACAUGUAUUAUUAAGAACAAUGAGACGUCUAGUGGAAGUCUUAGUGAUGCUACUGCUUUUGCCCUCGUCCUCUUGUCCUUAAGAAGGGACUCACGCUCUCAGAAACAGAAAGGAGCGGACGGCGUUCUUGUCUAAUUUCGCUUCGUUUACGACAAUAAGGGCUGGCUCACAUCGUACACGCCAGGAACGCAGACGAUGGAUUUUUAUCAGUUUCCCUAAGACAACCAAGACAGCAUCCACCGGCACUAUGAUCCUUGGCUACUUUCCAAAAGGGAAAGGGCGCCAAGGAUGGGGCGAUGGAUGCGACUGCGGUAGCUCUAAUUCUUGGAGAGUGAAGACGAAUACAAGACAAUAAUCGAGGAUGGGUUUGCGACGUGGUGGGGUAUAAAAUCUGUUACCUUCUACCACUGCCAUCAGUGACCUUCGUUGCUGAAAUCUUUCAUGCCAUGCGGAAUAAAAAUUCUGCCUGUGAGUAGUGCGACUCAGUAAACACUUUUCACCCUCCGCGUUCUUCGUAUUCCUUGACAGUGUAGAUGCACCGUAAGACGAAUGCUCUACUUCGCCUGUUCAAUACUUGGCCCCUGGAGCAGGAUUCCACUCAGUUCCCUAUUCGAGUGGGCUUCGAUCUUGCCGAUGUAUUUAGAAUGGGCGAACAGGACCAAGCAGGCAGAAAAGCCUCGGGCUAGGUUUUUGGUUUUUCGUCGAAGCAUAGAGACGCCUGAUGCGUUUGAAGUAUAAGGCAGGUCUUCGCUGUCAUGUCAUACCGCGCAUUGUUAACGUCGACGACGUACUUUCCUAGCUAUAGCUAUGAUUACUCGGCCGCCCUCUAUCUUUAUCCUUCAAGUGGAACACGCGCGACAGAAUAGCAACGACCCCGACAGGCCUAAGCACUUACCCCGUAGCGCUUUCCUCGCUGAGUUUUCUACCUCUAUAAAACUCAACAGAUUGGGAGGGGCCUCGACAGUGUUCAGCAGCCUUCCUCCAUUGCUUCGCGCCCCUCGCUUUUCUUUGAGUCUUAGCACCCGAGUAGGUAGCUAAAGCUAUGGCGACCCUAAAAAGUUAACUCCCUGGCAGAUUCUGUAUGUUGGGCUCUUCCUCCUCCAGUGAAUGAACACGCUAAGUACCAAAAGUUUUCUUGGGUUGAGUGGUGUUUAUUCAAAUGCAUAAAACGCCUGCUGAAAAGGAAAGCGCCAAAGUGUUUUGGUCUUGUGUGUGUUUUCAAUGCGUUGCUACUUCAGUUCGUUUUUCUUUUAAGCACUUAACUACUCAGCUAAAUCACUCCAAGGCGUUCGCUUUUCUUAUGGCUCAACUCUCAACAGAUCGCCAGCAAACAACUCAAACUGAUUGACGCAGUUACCGCGCAAGAAUUCACGAGCAACCUCGUUACUGGUGAACGCUUGUCGUAGCGUUCCCCAGAUUACAUUCGUUCUCGGACUCUUGUGCCUGUUUGGACUCUUUAUGUAGGUUAUUGUUGAGCUGUUAUCGUUAAAAGUGCAAGGCUUAAGCUUACUGCGCACUGCUUGCAUUUCAAGACCUAGACUGUGUAAGUAUUCCGCUGUUGCGGAACCGUACUAAAUGGAUAACUUCUCAACUUCAAGCGUAGCGUCUACCCUACGUAUAACUACUCGAGUUCUCCAAAAUACCAGAGAAGCGUGGACCCAUGCGGGCUUACUAGAUACUGGCGCUAGACGGUCUGUGGGCUCGUUGGUGUAAAGGUUUUGGCCGUCGUCGACGUCGUAGCCAGAUACGAAAAACAUACCAGCAAAAACAGAGGGGCAAGCCUUGCGACGGUUGUAACUUGCGUCAGUAAGUGAAGCUAUGCGGGAUUUUUCUGCUUUCAUGGGGUGCAUGCGAAUGCCAUUCCCACGAUGAAAAAUAGCAGCCCUCAAAGUCUUGCUUAGAGCAAUGACGUCGCUCCAAAUUGGACUCGCAACUGCCCGGGAACCAGUCAAGGCGCCAGAUAACAAGUCCGGUCUUUUUUUGUAAGUUAUCCAGUUUGUUAAGACGACCAACCAUAGCACGGGAGAGACUAUGCCAAGCUUUAUCUGCGGCUUUGCUAUCUGCUGGCCUUUGGGCCAAAAAGGUCGAUGUCUUAUUCCUUGAAAGAUCGCCUGCCGCUCGCGUCUCUCUCGACAACUAAGCCACGACCAAGAAAAGGAAAGGACUGAAGUAAAGACUUUGGGCUUUCUUUCCAGUUGUCUCCUACUAGAAAGUAUGGCGUAACUUCUUUCCUCGCCUCUUUUAUUUGUCGUCACCUCCCCGAAGGGUAUCGCCUACGUGAAGACAAACUACGCCAGAGGUUUUAUGUUCUGGUGGUAGAGUUUCAAUCUCAUAGACUUUCUCUCCUAGCUUUUGGGCUUCGGCUUCACCUAUGUAAGCUUCUGACUUAGUGCCUCGGAUGACAUUGCUGGCGGUGUCAGUAACGAGGACGAAAGUGCCUGGGCCUCAUCGUAACUACUGAGAACCUACUUCAGAAAGUUUCUUUCUUAAAGUACGAAACCAACCACGAGGAGCAUCAGUAAGACCAUAGCCAGCGCGAAUAAAAAUGCAAACUGAGUCUUCUUGGGAUCCCAUAACUUCACGCGCUACAUCUUGAAGCCCAGGAGGCAGAUAGAAAGUCAACAGGGGGAAACUCGACGUGAGGUCGGGGCUUGGGAUCCUCUAACUCCUCAGCUUAUAGCGACGCGCCUAAGAAGUCUUCGCCGUAUAGGGGCCAGCCCUCAUUUUUUAAGUACUUUUGAAGCGCUAAGUUUAGUCCUUCUUGGGAUGCCGUAGUAGUGUCUCUCCGCACGUAUCCAGAUCUAUCGUCGUUUUAGGAAAUCCGCGAGGUACAUAGCGCGCUUUUGCUUUCUUUAAGAGACCAUCUGUAGGGGUCUUGAUGCCUAGAAUUAGUCUAGAAGUGAGUGGCUUGCGAGAUGGGUCCCUUUUACCUACAACGAAAGCCCUGAACUUAUGUAAUGCGCCUAGUUCUUGACGUUGCGCCUCUUUAAGUUGGUCCAUCAAGUAACUAAGUUACGACCUUCGGAGAAAGAUGUAGGCAAGUCUUGUGCUGUGCCUUUUGUUAAUAAUUCAGCCGGAAGAUUUAACUUGGUCUCCUUGGCUGGGUUGCUGGCUGUAAUCUUUUCAGGUAUAGGAGGCUUAGGACGAGAAUGGAAAGGGGCUACGACUCCUUUACGCGGAAUUGCGUCGCCAACUAAUCGCUUCGCUUGACUGUCAGGCAACAAAAGACAGCGCUCUUGACUUAGGUCGAUGCCUCGAAUUACCAUGAAGAAUCCUGCCACGUCCUCGGUGAGCUGUUAUCCUUUCGAUGUGGUUACCUUUACCGUCUGGAUUUCUAACGUAUUCCAGUAGUGAGAAGAGUGGGCCUCCAUGCUGUAAGUGGGUCAUCUCGCUACUAUCUGCAGCCAGGUGCGCCUGAAGUACGUCACAAAAUAAAAACCACACAUCUCAGAAAGAGAGGCGGGCUCUGGAUCAGGAUUAAGGUCUUGCUGUACGAACAGGGCCGAGGCGUCGUUUUUAGUGCUAGAACCGUGCGUCAGAACAGUCAGCGCUAUAGAAUGCUGGCAAAGCUCUAGAACGAGAUCGACAAGAAGCCAAAGUGUUAUCCUGGAGUUCCUUCCUGCCGUUCUUCAGUGAGAUACCCAGGUAGGAUCUUGGUUAGAUAGCGAAGCCGGCUGAUUGUUAGCGCACUUACGUAAGCUUGUUGCUGAGCAAAAGGUAGGCAACGCCAAGAACUCAGCCAGUUCUUCGCCAGAUAUAGCGCUACAAUAUCUAGCGUCCGACGUAGAUAGGUCAACAUCACUACGACUAGACUGUCCACACUGUUACCAAUGCGGUGCUCGAAGUCUUCACUUUCUAAGCUGUCGGAUGCUGUCGCUAGUGGUAGUCUAAUAAUCGUUUUUGCAUCCUUUUGAAGUCUAAGCCCACUAGCGUCGUGAACUAUAGCAGUAGGCUUUUGAAAAGUAUGACUAAAGACCAGCACUAGCUGCAGCCCUGAAGCUGCUGCUUGUGGAAUAGUCCUGGAAUAGGCCUCAACGUCCGCAAAUACCUCGCCACAGGUUCCGCCCAAAAGGUUGCUCCACUUUUUGUUACACUGCGCAGUUCCGGACUUGCGCGCGCAGUCGCCACCAGUUGCUUUGAGUGCUUGAUGCGUAGCCGUUCUAAUUUCUUCGCGCGGUCGCUGUGCUUCGCUUUGGGAUCAGCCUGAGGAAGAUGCGGGGCAUCAGAAAUGUCAUCGGCCGAGGCAGGUGGACAAGAAGAAGCACAAUUUUGACCAUCAUGCUGCACCGAAGAACUUGUAGCGGGAACUUCGACGUAUAGCGCAUCUGCAGAAGGUAAGAAAGCUCGCGCGUGUGAAACUUCAUGCACGUCGCCGCUGGUAAGCCGGACCACCGCCACACGUUCCCCUUCGCCACGAGUGCCGAGCACUUCCGCAUCGCGCAUUCGCUUGACUCCAAGGUCCUUAGAGUCAGACAUGGGCAGUCUGCAUUUGUCACCAUUUCGCCACGCUUCUAAUUUUCGUCCGCGGCUUUCGCUGUUGUUUUUAAGCUCCGUAAGCUCUGCUUCCACAUUGGCGGCCAAUGCUGCUCGCUUUCGAAGUUCUUCUCUCUGCAAAAGCAUCCGGCCCAAUGUGGAUUCGUCCGUAGCUGGUGGUAGUGCAAUCCGUUGGGCAGAUAAGGGCCUCCCGAAAUACUUCCUGAUAUAUGAGUUUUUCGCUUUUUGUCCCCAAGCGCAAACGUCGUCCGUGGUUAACUUGUCGACAUGUUUCGCAUCGACAUUGGCCAACUUUUCCACUAUGCGUCGGCGUACUCGAUUGCGUGACUCUACAAAGUUAGCACGCCGGUCGGAUGUCGAGCGAUAGUGUAUCAUUUUGGUGGUACGGAGAAACAGAAAGCACAAGACUUGCCCGCUGACGAUUUCCUUUCCGUUGUCGCUGAAGAUUGCGCCGGGAAGUGAGCCAAAAACCGUCGCCCAUUUAUCCAAAGCUCUGCAGACAUCCGCUCCGGUCGGGUGUCCUUCUUGAAUGACGACGAUCAAAGACCAUUUGGGGAACGCAUCAACCAAGUGCGAAGCUGCGUACUCGUCUCCAUUAAAUUUCAGGAAUAGCAAUAGAGUAUCCAUCGCGACGCACUCACUGAGGUGACUAAAUUUCUUGGAUCGAGGUGCUGCUGGCUUUUUACGAAGAGCGCCCUGGCAUAUGUCGCGCAUCUCAUAGACUGCAUCCGCUAGGUGUCGAGGUAGUCCAGUGCUGGAAGAUCGUUCGCGCAUUUGGUCUGGAUGUGGAUGAUCACGUUGGUGAAGCUCCUCAAUUAGUUGAUACGUCCAAGGGAAAGGAGAACCGAGAUCCUCUGACUGUACUGCUUGGUAGAUGAGGAAUGUACUGCCGUCGGGGGUAUCUUGAAUCUGAGACGUGCGCCGCUGUCGGUCUUGUUGCUGCUGAGUUUGGUGAAACGUAGAAGAAGCGACUUGCCAUAAAUCAUUUUUAUGCUCCAUCGGGAAUCCGCUUCGUAAGUUCGAAAACUGUAAACCUGGAAAAUCGGUCACGUAGUCUUGAGGCAAUUCUUGUCCUAAUAAAAAUGGCGCAUUUGCUCCUGAUUGGUAUGAUCUGAAGCGUUUUAGUUGUGCGGGGAGGAGUUGCUCGCUCCUGUGUUGCUUCCUUGUUCGCGCCUCCCGCGACCUUGAAGAAUUUCCGCUCCGUAGUAGGAAUGUCCACGAUCUCCACGCCUGCCACUACGUACAUCUAGAAUUUCUUCAGUUUGAUGCUCUCCAGCGCAACUGUCUGAACAACCAGAGCCCAGCACUAGGCGAAGCUUGGUAUCCUGUGCGCCGUCUUCUUUGAACGAUAUGAAGCAGCAUCCUCCUGCAAGCUCUUCUUUUUUCUCCUCUCCGGUUAGUCAAGGUUGACCGUGUCCGCUCCCGUCUUGUUCAGCAUGAUCUUGGUGUUGGUCCACAGUAUCCGCUUCCACGAAGUACGCGCAGCCAUCCUGGCGAUACUUCUUGAUGUCGUGCUUGUUCUUGCUGUUGCCUUUGUUCUGCGAAGAAGAAGACGAAGAAGAAUUAUUGUACUUGGUGUAGUAGUUGUUGCUGUUCCACGAAGAAGAUGAAGAAGAAGAACUAUUUUCACCAUCGGGCGCAUUCUUGCCGAGUCCAUUUCCGCCUUUGCCGCUACCGGAAGCCUUGCCGUAGCCUUUGUUCUUGCCCUUCUUGCCUUUGCCCUUGGACUUCUUGCCUUUGCCUUUCUUGCCGUUUCCCUUUUUCGUUGGUGCCGAGGCCCAAAGCAAAGGGUCGCAGUCACCGCAUCGCCCUGGUCGUCAUACUGCCACUCCUUGUUUCCGUGCACAUCAUGCAAAACGGUGUCGAGCUUGGACGACUGGACGUGAAGAGCUGCUCGAUCACGUUCUGCAUCUUCUCUACUGUCUCGGUGGUAGAUGCUUCGCCAAUUUUGCGCAUGUUAGACGAAGCUUGGAGUGCCACCGCUUUAAGUCCCGUAAGCCGUAAUCCGGUAUACAACGCGUUCCACAGUUCAGCACUAGUUGGAAGGUAACCAUUUCCGCGCACGGUGUUGGCCAAAACUUUGAAACGUGCAGUAGCGUCCACAUCUGACGCACCGCCGGCCUUUUCGAUGCGGGGCGGAGAAUAUUCGGCAACGUCAGCAACUGCGUCUGCCAUUCCGCAAUCGACCGUGGUGACAUGUCCCAAGCGUUCAGUUAGCGUUUUGGUUCGGGUCAAGUUCUGAGGCUUCUUGUCAUCGCAAACGUAUUCGGCAUCCUUGUCAUGGGUCAUAAAAUCGGCCCCAUGUAACGACACGCCGUCGCAGAUGUUGGCGCAGUUUGGCUGUAUACCAUGCAGCAAGAUACGCGGCACAAUUUUCGUAGUUGCGAUAUCGUGCUGGAGAUGCCAGAGAUUCAAGUUGCGGGCGUAGGAUCUCCAUGGGUGUGAAGGCUGCCAAAUCGGGCAAUUACUUUAAGCUUUUGCCGAGCUUCCUGCGGGACGAGAUGGCAGAGCACACAUUUUCGGACAGUGCGUCUGUCGGCUGCUAUGUGGACCAAAUUAGAGUAACAACCUAACUAGGAGGAGGCCCGUUAAGAUAAGACUCCUUUUGUAGCUGUGCGUGUGUCAAAGACUAAUACUAGCAGGCGCAAGAAAUAGUUUGGCGUGGGUGUUAAACUUUGUUGGACCUUCGGGGUGGGAUUGCAAACUGGCACCGAUUUGCAAUCGCAGCCCGAGGAUCGGAGAAGAAAUUUCUCAAGAACUUAACCAAACACCAUAGGGACCCAAUCAGUUAGCGCACUUCUUAGAUUUGUGCGGGAAAUUUUGCGAAUGCGUCUUGGAAUGGUAUUAGAUGGGAUCACGCUUGGCGGCCAAGAUGCUACGUGGGCGACUGGAUCUAUAACAAUUAGCACCAAUUAAGGUAGUUGCCGUGGCGUAUGCUCUGGAGGUUUAACCUAUGAUCUACGAGGCCUUUUCACUGAUUUACUUCCUCAGUAUUAUCGUUGCUUGUUUUUACUUAUUUCCGGAAUAUAUUUCAAGUCUUUCUUCCUUGUUGUUUACUCAAAGAACCAAAAACAAAAGAGGGGAAGACUGUGUAUAUGCGUCUACGGGGAUUCUAAACCUAGUCGACGCUACCGCGACAGAUUCUGUAUAUUGGGCUCUUCCUCCUCCAGUGAGUGAACGCGUUAAGUGCCAAGAGUGUUCUUGGGUUGAGUGGUGUUUAUUCCAAUGCGUCAAGCGCCUUUUGAAAAGGUAAGCGCCAGAGUGUUUUUGUCUUGUGUGUGUUUUCAAUGCGUUGCUACUUAGGUUCGUUCCUCUUUUAAGCACUUAAUUACUCAACUAAAUCACUCCAAGGCUUUGGCUUUUCUUAUGGCUCAACUCUCAACAGAUCGCCAGCAAACAACUCAAACAGAUUGGCGCAGUGUGGAUUCUCUCACUCCCAAACUGUUAAAAAUUUCAGGGGGGUCAAGGUAGCUACUUGUUUAGGUAGGUAAGUAAAAGGCGCAGCAGCAGACCGCACUGCGCUGAAGGAGGCAGGCCUGAACCUGAGUCACGGGCCACUCUUUCAUCUGACAGACGGCCGUGCUCUCUUGCGGGCGUGGCAAGGCGAUAUCUGGCGCUAAAUGGGCCGACUUUGGGGCGGAGGCCGCUGGCUUGGGGCCGUGGGACUUACGGAACGCCGCAGAGCUGUUCGUGACGCGUGACGCCCACCGCGUGACGCCGAGAGCUUCGGGGGGAGACGAGACGCCUGGGCUUAAUUUUAAGCGUGACGCAGCACGCAACUCAUUCGCGCGAUGUGCUUCGCGUGACGUGUCACGCGGCGGCCGGCGCGUGGUCCGUGGGUCUUUGAGCGAUCGGGGGAUCUUUAACCGAUCCGCGGGCCUUUGAUCGAUCCGCGGAGCUUUAAUCGAUCCGCGGACUUUUGGUCGAUCCGUGGGUCCUUGAUCGAUCCGCGGGUCCUUGAUCGAUCCCCGGCCCCGUGGUCGGUUUUGGCCGAUCUGUGGAUCCUUGAACGAUCCGCGAACCCUUGAGCGAUCCGUGGAUCCUUGGCCGAUCCGUGGGCCUUUGAUCGAUCCGCGGAUCUUUGAUUCAGUCGCGGGCCCUUGAUGGAUCCGGGGAUCCUUUGCCGAUCCGUGCGUGGGUCACUGAUCAACCCACGGGUCACUGAUCAAUCCACGGGCCACUGAUCAAUGCGCGGAUCACUGGCUGAGCUGUGGGUCUUUGAGUUGAUCAAUCGAUCCACGGAUCACUGACGAGUCUGCGGGUCUUUGAUCAAUCCGCGGAUCACUGACCAAUCCGCGGAUCACUGAGCAAUCCACGGAUCACUGAUCAGCCAGCGAGUCGCUGACCAAUCCGCGGGCCACUGAUCAAUCCGCGGAUCACUGAUCAGCCAGCGAGUCGCUGAUCAAUCCGCGGGUCACUGAUCAAUGUCAAUCCGCGGGUCACUGAUCAAUCCGCGGAUCACUGACCAACCAGAGUCAGCGGAUCACUGACCAAUCCGCGGAUCAAUGACCAAUCCACGGGUCACCGAUCAAUCCAAGCCAAGGAUCGCUGAGCAAUCCACGGACUGCGGAUCGAUUCGCGCCAUGCGUCUCGCGUCAUGCGUCUCGCGUCACGCGUCACGCGUCAAAGAAGAGCAAGAGGAUCACCCUUUUAGCAGGGGGGUUACGCGGUAGGAUUAAUGUGGACAGCUCUACGGCGUUCGGUCCACCUUACGGCUUUUGGGGCCAGGCCAGUGGACUCCAAGGCCCAAGGUCGGCUCAUCCUUCCAAGCGCUUGGCAGCGCCUUGGACACCCGCUGAUCGAGCCUGGUCGUCGAAGUGGGUAGGUGACUCAGGCUCUGGCCUAGCUCUUCCUUCGCGCGCGUGCGUCCGCUGCUGGGUCAAACUUAACAAGCUGCUCAACUACUUACUUUAAACGGGUGCUGCGCCCCCUUGAAUUUUUUACCAAAAUGAAGACUCGCUAGCUUUUUCGGCUCUCCAUAGUAGCCAUCAUUCUUCAAGACGAUUGGUUCGUCUGUGUCCUCACUCUCGAUGAACCCACCUGCCCUUCCUCUCUGACUCAUCCAGACUUAGGCCCGCCUACCACUAUUGCGCACUCUUUCUACCACACCCGCCAGAUUUCUUGGACAUAUACGAAAAAAAAUUCCACCGCCGCAAUAGGGUAGCCAGCCUCUUUUUUGGCUCUCGUGGUGGUAAGAAGGAUACGACAGGCGGCGACCCGCUGAAGCCGUUGCCGUCCCCGUACAGCCCGACAAAUGGCCUGGAGCAGGUAUUUGCGCUCGCUCUAACGCCGCAGCUUUUCGACGUGGCUCAAGAUUAAGGCAAUCAGUGUGCAGGAGUGUCGCGAGUGCUUAUCUUGUCUGUGCUAUUGUCAUCCUGUUCCUCUUGGUCCAUCAGAAUCAGAGGGCCCGCCCAGUUAUUGAUGUCGAAGAAUAGCGAAGGCGCCCGGCAUAGCUAGUAUUAGACCAGGGCUUUACUCGCUGGGGCCAUCCUGAUAGCUUGGCAGUGUGUGAACCCUCGGAGCGGGACUCCCCUCCCAAGGGCCGCCGCCAGGGGGGUCCCAACCCUUGGGAGGCUCGGCUCGGAGGUACCUUGGAGGGGUGUCAAAAAGGGGGACAAAAAGGGCCCACUCUGACACCCCAAACGGCCUGGGCCAUUUGGCGACCAUUUUGGGCCAAAAAGGGCAGCCUUAAAAAGGCACCCCCUGGCCCCCACUGGGUGGGGCUGUUUCGGUCCUCGCAAAAUGACCCGGUCGCUUUUUUUCAAAAAAGGGGCGCAAAAUGCACCCAAAAAAGUGGCCCGUCAUGUUUUUGGCCAAAAAGUGCCGCUGCCGGGCACCCCUUGCAUCACUCAGGCCUCCGCGUCGGAGGUUGGCCCCAUGGACGGCGAGCCAGGUGCCCUCAGCAGCUGCCUGUCUGCGAAUGUCCACGACGCCGAAGGCUUACGGCCACGCGAUCGCCGGGGCGUAUCGGUGUGCGCCAGGCCUUGCACCUGGCUGCACUUUUCAAAGAAAAUCUAUUUGGUGCAACGGGGCAAGCCCUGGCCGAGUAGAAGGGCUGUGCACUACUUCGCUCGGCUGGCGCCCGGCGUGCGUGGUGUUUAGUAUUCGGCGUUCGUUUUCAGUGCGUGCAUUUAGUGGCGCCUAACUUGUGCUCUCUAUUCCAUUCGGCGUUCCAUUUUUUUUGCCCUCCCUCCUCGCCCCUCCCUGCGGCGUGAUGCACUCGCCCGUUGUGGCAUCUGGCGAGUGUCGCGCGCUUUCAUAUCGUUGCUAGAUCGUCUUUCAGUCACUACUCAGCGAACUCGGGUGUUCUCUUUCCAUGAGUUCGCAUGAAACCGAUGCGCCGCUGGCGGGCUAGUCUGGCGCCGCGUCGACAGCCCUACCUAGCAAAAUGGGGCCUUUCCUAAUCCCAUUUCUGUCAGCACCUUCAAGGACGCGCCUCAGCUAAACUACACUGAUACACAUUUGCUGGGAAGGGGGGGCGCGUGUCGGUUUGUUUGGUCUUUCAGUUUCAGUGGCUAUCGAUGCCGGCAGGGUGGAAAGGGCGCGACCUUGUUCAAGAAGAUGACUGAGCGAGAACGGCCGCCAACCUGCAAGGAAGCUCUAACAAAAGCUGUGCAAGAAGUCUAUCGGAGAAAAUGGCAAACGCAUCAAAGUGAAGGCUGCUGCCAAGCUCGGAGAAGCCUGUGCGCGCAUGAUUAUGGCCUCGUUAACUCAUAAAAGACUGUCGUGCACAGCUAGGGCGAUGAUUCACGGCGGAGGCCAUGCUCGUCGCCUGGUGGGCCUUGGGCUUGAGCCUUGGGUCGUGUAGUUGUAUAUUUAAUUGGCUUCGCCAGCUGCUUCCCCAUAACGAAGGGCAACGAAGCACCCUAGCCCUUCUGUUUCUCUUCGUAUAUUUUCAGUAGCUCCUUUCCUUUCUUUGGAAUAUCGGAUGACUUUGGAUUUGGUUUCUUUGAUUGCAGCAGCCCAUAGCGUCCUCUCAUUUAUUUCUCUCGUGCGUUCUUGUGGCUGGUCGAGCAUUUUCUUUCGCAGAUGCUGUAAGGGCUGCUCGCUGAGCACGGCGACCCUAAUUAUCUGUGCAUUAUUGAGAUGAAACUAAAGCGAAGUUAUUACUUUCGUAGAAGUCUUGUUUGUCUAAUUUUCAAACCAGCACAGUCGGCUAUUUAUUUGA
This is a messenger RNA of Amoebophrya sp. A25, 12443 nucleotides long. The record is from the annotation of a GenBank genome assembly. Lineage: Eukaryota; Dinophyceae; Syndiniales; Amoebophryaceae.